UAUAGGGUGGACGGUUCUGGAACACUCACUACUACCGCAUCAUCCAUCCUGCCUCGGACGUGACAUCCGGCAUGCACCGCGACCACAGUCACAGACCAGACCCCCCCCACCCGAGCUCAUUAUCAUGUAGCCUACGCACGUAACGUCGACGGAGGGGGGCUGUCUUUAAAUACCGCGAGACAUCCCUAUCGCAGCACUACUUCUGCGGAAAAGCUGCAAUCAGGAGGAGCAGACACUCCAGCUCGUGUUUCCGGCUGUUUAACUGAAGCAUAAAGAUGUCCACCAAGGAGAAGCUGAUCAGCCAUGUGAUGAAGGAGGAGCCUGUUGGCAGCAGGAACAAGGUGACGGUGGUGGGUGUCGGCAUGGUCGGCAUGGCCUCUGCCAUCAGCAUCCUGCUCAAGGACUUGUGUGAUGAGCUGGCCCUGGUUGAUGUGAUGGAGGACAAGUUGAAGGGUGAGGUCAUGGACCUGCAGCACGGAUCCCUCUUCCUCAAGACGCACAAGAUUGUGGCCGACAAAGACUACAGUGUGACCGCCAACUCCAAGGUGGUGGUGGUGACAGCCGGUGCCCGCCAGCAGGAGGGCGAGAGCCGUCUUAACCUGGUGCAGCGCAACGUCAACAUCUUCAAGUUCAUCAUCCCGAACAUCGUCAAGUACAGCCCCAACUGCAUCCUGAUGGUGGUUUCCAACCCAGUGGACAUCCUGACCUACGUGGCCUGGAAGCUGAGCGGUUUCCCCCGUCACCGCGUCAUCGGCUCUGGCACCAACCUGGACUCGGCCCGUUUCCGCCACCUCAUGGGAGAGAAACUCCACCUCCAUCCUUCCAGCUGCCACGGCUGGAUCAUCGGAGAGCACGGAGACUCCAGUGUGCCUGUGUGGAGCGGGGUGAAUGUUGCUGGAGUUUCUCUGCAGGGCCUCAACCCACAGAUGGGGUCCGAGGGUGACAGUGAGAACUGGAAGGCUGUUCAUAAGCUGGUGGUUGAUGGUGCCUAUGAGGUUAUCAAGCUGAAGGGCUACACUUCCUGGGCCAUCGGUAUGUCUGUGGCUGACCUGGUGGAAAGCAUCAUCAAGAACCUGCACAAAGUGCACCCUGUGUCCACGCUGGUCCAGGGCAUGCAUGGCGUGAAGGAUGAGGUCUUCCUGAGCGUCCCUUGUGUCCUGGGCAACAGCGGCCUGACCGACGUGAUUCACAUGACCCUGAAGCCUGACGAAGAGAAGCAGCUGGUGAAGAGCGCUGAGACCCUGUGGGGCGUACAGAAGGAGCUCACCCUGUGAAGAGCGCUCCUCUGAGUUCUCCCGUACACUCUCAAACCACACUCGACAGUGUGGUCGACUCCCUUCUCCUGUGUGUCCCCCAUGGCACUUCAGAUAUUCACACAUUGGUGUCACUUUCCUUUGCCCCCACUCACCCCUGUAAGCCUUUGAGCUCAGCCAGUGUGUUGGAGCUAGUUUAUCUAUUUGUUGUCUUGUCUACACAAGAAAAAUAAGGUGGAUACAUUCUAUGUACUGUAUGUUACUGUGCAGUGUUGCUGCUUCUGCAGUACACUUGUUGAUUGUUGUUUGUACUUUGUAUUCUGUGAUUGUUGUGUGGUUUUUUUUCCGCUUGGUAAUCUGUUUAUUUUCCAUUUGGAGUAUAAUGGAGACAUUCCGGCCCCUAUGAGCAGGGCUUCCUAUCCACCUACAGUCAUAAUAACUCGGCUGCAUAUGUCACUGGGACAAUAUCCUGUGAUACCAAAGUACCUUAUCAUUUGAGAAAAGCAAAGCGACGUGUACUGGUUGGCAUUGAAGCCAUCAUCAACACUCCUAACCUCAAGUGCACUGCCAGGAAAAACCUGAGAGAAUUAAAAGGGGUUGACAACAAAGUGAUUGUGUAUACUUUAACUCAGCAAAGAGAUAACAGAGAACCAGUGGGAAAUAGUCAGCUACAAUCAUGAUCUAGGGCCAGGUUAUGAAUCAUAACAGAAGCUAAUAAUCUUAGCGGUUUGUUUGCACACCCUAAAUACCUCCAAAAAGUUUUGUAUUUAUUCUACUCCAACUAACUCUGGAGAAAAAGACAUCAAGAGAAAUUAUAGUAUUAUGUAUAACUGUUGAAACCAUUAAAAUCUAUUUAUGUAUUAAUAUUACAACCUUAUAUAUGGUCGAUUAGUCACCCGACUCACUCAAAAACUGUACCUGUCAUGGCAGCUGGAUAUGGAUUUUUAUUUGCUGUGAUGCUGAAUAAAUCUGCCAUGAUGAUACAA
Molecule: messenger RNA, 2239 nt
Organism: Etheostoma spectabile (orangethroat darter)
Lineage: Eukaryota; Metazoa; Chordata; Actinopteri; Perciformes; Percidae
Gene: ldha
Product: lactate dehydrogenase A4
Exons: 8
Coding region: 276-1274 (332 amino acids)
Biological process (GO): pyruvate metabolic process; lactate metabolic process
Cellular component (GO): cytoplasm
Molecular function (GO): L-lactate dehydrogenase (NAD+) activity
Source: RefSeq, a predicted model, not a curated record